GUGACCGGUCGACAUUCGCGCGCGCACCGCGGACCCAGCCGCUUCGAAAUUUGAACGCGGAACGUUAACCGUUCCAUUUUCAAAUAUUUUAAUUAUACUUUUAUUUCUUUUUUAUUUCACAUAACAAAGUGCCAGUGAAACGAACUUAUUUAAGGAUUUUGUGCCUGUGUUAUAGUGAAUGUCUUCUUUGUAGACAGAUUCUGAUGGUGCUAUCACUCGUUGGUUGUACAGCGUAAAAUGUAAAAUCCGAACAAAUCGAUCGAGCUAACUGUGAAUUGAAAUUGUGUUAUAAUAACUGUCGACAAAUCGUGCAUAGUGGUUUUCGCGUCAUAACCAAAAACUGGGAUAAUUACAGUGAAGUGUAUUGAAACACGGAUAUUGGACCGUGCUCAUCAAUUUGGCGGUAUAGCCUUGAUGUCAGUCCGCCCCAAAAAUAAUGGAUAGCAACAGUAGAUCGGCGUCGCCGCGAGACCCUCCUAGACCCCAGCACCGACCACCAUCCCCUCCGUCACCAGCUGCCUUCGACAAUCGAGCUUACCAACAUGACGAGUCAGAUCAAAACCACAACGACUCUUUCACAUCGAACGGGCCACAGCAAAACGGCCACACCAAGGAACCAAACGGAGAUGCCAAAACAUUGGAAGCAGUAAAUCUUGAACUGAUAAAUUUGACUCCUAAAAAUGGAAAUGCAAAGAAAAAAGACGUGGAAGUCGAUAUGAGUACCACAAACCCAUACGAUGAAUAUUUUGUUCCAGUGAAUGAGCACAGGAAAUAUAUGAGAGGUGAGAAAUUGUACGUGACAGCGGACAAACGCGGUGAAAAAGGCGGUUGCAAACGACCGUUGUGCUGGACGCUACUGGCGCUAGUAGUGGCCGCCAUUGUCGCUUUGAUUGUAUUAGCAGCAACUGGGAUUCUAUUUGCGAGCUCACCAACAACUCUGGAGCAAUACAAUUCAUCAGUAAGCUCUGCGCGCGCGCUGGGCGGGAUCACCCUUGAGCAUGAUCAUGACGACCACGACCACAGUCACGACCACAGCCACCACGACCACGACCACGACCACGAUCACGACCACAAUGUGGAAACCACAACCCAACAACACGGACCAGACACGCAGAAUGACGACAGUCAUCACUCCAUUGGGUCGGAUGAAUCGGAUUUAUCUAUGUAUGUACCAAAAACUGUGGAAGGUGAGCUGAGGAUCGACAACGAAGAAUUCACAAAUGCGAUGCGCAACCCUGAAAGUCCAGAGUACCAGGAAUUUGUUAAAACCUUCAGUGAUGCCCUAAAAAGGGCGCUGUUUGACAGGAACACAUUAGAGCAUGGUGACGACGAAAUUAUGGUUGAAGUAGUAGAUGUCAGAGAGGGUUCGCUGAUCGUAACCUACAGGAUUCACUGGAAACCAAGAUCUAAAGAACAUGAACCUGCUGAAGACUUAUUGACACCCGAAUCAUUAAAAUCAAACCUCGAUAACUAUCUAGGUAGAAACAACAGAAUGAUUAAUAUCUAUCACAUCGCCGAAGACAAAAUGACCACAAGAUCUGUUCUGGACCUAUGUAAAAUAUCAAAUUACGAUUGUCAAUACAAAUGCGAGUUCGACGAAACUACUCUUGAUUUUACUUGUAUUUGUCCACACGGCCAAAUAUUAGAUAUGAUGAAUUCAAAAAAUUGUGUACCUUACCUUGAACAGCCAAUAUAUAGCAAUACAGAAGAAAAAGAACAAGAUUCAAACGAAGACACACAACAAAAAGAGUUCAAAGUUCUGAGAAUUGGUGAAAAUCCGAGCACAAGUAAGUCUAUACCAGAAGAAGAAAAACCAAAUACUGAGUCAGUACAUGUUGCUGAAAAUGGAAAUUUUGACUGGAAAGAAUCUCACCAUGUUGUUCCAGAAACAACUACACAAUCUGAAGCUGAUGUCAACUUUUCUCAUAUAUUUGGUAAUAUGAACGAAGAGCACAAUAACGAACAUACUCCAAAACCAGAGCCAGAGCCUUCUUCUGAACAAGAAACCAAUUCUGAACCCAAGUCAAUACCUAUUAAAUUACCAAAUUCAGAAUCUGUGCCAGAACCUGAACCAACAGCAGAACCAAAAGCUACUGCUGAACCUCAACCUGCUGUGGAGCUGCAACCAAAAGUAGAACCAGCUGCAGAACCAACCGCCGAGCCAGCAGCAGAACCAACCGCCGAGCCAGCAGCAGAACCAACUGCAGAGCCAACUGCAGAACCAGCUGUAGAACCAGCCGCAGAACCAGCUGCAGAACCAGCUGCAAAACCAGCUGCAGAACCAACCGCCGAGCCAGCAGCAGAACCAACCGCCGAGCCAGCAGCAGAACCAACUGCAGAGCCAACUGCAGAACCAGCUGCAAAAUCUGAACCAGCUAUAGAAACUACAGUUGUAUCUAAAUCAUCAGUAGAACAACACCCAUUAGAACCGACACCAGAGCCAGAACCAAACGCAGAACCAACCGCGGAGCCUGCGCCAGAGCCGGCACCAAAAUCUGAACAAGCAGAAGCUACGCCUGCAUCAGCACAACAUUAUCUAAAUAUCGAACGUACAGCAGAACCAACAGCAGAAUCUGAAUCAGAUUCUGAACCUCGUGUUGAACCCCUACCAUCUGCUAAAGAAAUUCUAGAGACAAAAACAACUACAGACUCAUAUUUUAAUCCAGAACACCAAUCAAUAUUAUCUGAAAACUGGACGGAACCUGAAUCGCAUAAUACGGAAUUACAGUCAGAACCUGAACCAACUCCUGAACCGAAACUAGACCUUGAAACAGAAACAAAACACGAUUCAGAACAAAAUACAUUCCAAACUGCAAUCCAUGAAGAACAGUCUAGUGAAAAUCCUAUUAAAACAACAUCCAGGGUCUCAAUAUCUGAACCGAAUAUUAUAAAUGAACCAUCUUAUGAACCAAAACCUGAAAUAAUUUCUAUUUUAAGUAAAACUAAGAAACAGAAUGAUUCUACUACCUAUAUAUCAGACAAUAACACUGAAGACCCAAUUAAUCAUGAAUGGCUAGAGAACAACAACAAUGAGACUGAUAUAACUAAUACUGUAAGAAAUAUUGAGAAUAAAAUGGAUGAAAAUUAUUUAACACAACAAAGAUCGUUUAAAACUUUCGAUAAUGAAUUUGUUCAAGAAACUACAACUACCAAAGAUAUCAUAAAUAAUAUGGAUGAAGACAUUUCAUUUAAUGAUUUUAUUAAAAAACAAGAACAAAUGCACCAAACAAUCACAGAAAUUAGUACUAUUCCUAAUACUGAAAACUCUACGAUAACAAUGUCUUCCAACAUCAAUAACAUGAAUGCUGAAAAUAAUGCCGAAGAUCAAGUAUUAAAUACAAAUACACCAAUAGAAACGACAACAUUGUCAGAAAUUCCAGUUAACAUGAAAAACCAAGAAACAACAGAAAUAGAAUACAAUCACACCUCAUUGCACUCGGCUGAUGACAAAACUGAAAAUAAUUUAGAGAACACUGAAAAUAAUAAAUCUUCGUUAACAUCUGUCACUGAUCAAGCGAGAUCAUUUCAUUUUGAUGGUAAUGAGCACUCAGAAACUACAACCACGGGAUCACAACUGUUAAAUGAAUAUUCUAUUAAAAACCAAUAUUCUGAUUCGGUGGAGAACAAAAAUUUAAUGGACACUCUUAAUAAAAAAAAUCAAAGUGAAGCAAAGGAAAAAACGUCUUCCGAAAAAAAUAUUCAAGACGAUGAAUCGGAUAUAACUUUUGAUAAUGUAAAUACACUUUAUAGUCGCUCAUCUAAAUCAAUUGAAAAUCAGAACACCGACAUUUCUGAUGUUACUGAGCCGACUGAUCACUUAAAUAAAGACACUACUGUUACUACUGAUUCAGACUGGUUAUCAGAAACUAUCACAGAGAUUAGUUAUGAAGAAGCAAUAAAUAAAAUGGAAAAGCACGAAACGACUGAAACAAGUGUAAGUAGUAAAAUUGAUGAUAUAAUUAACCAUGAUGUUACCAAAGAUGACUUCGAACCAGAUUAUUUAAAUAACAUGAGUUCAACUAGUACAAAAAUUACGGAAUCUGAUGUACCUCUCCAUGGUGUAAUACAAGAUUAUGAUAAUGAAGAUUCUCGAGUCAAAAGAGUAAAUAACGAUAUAACAACUGAACCCCUUCCAAAACAAAGUUCUACAGAAAACAUUAAAGAAACACCUGUCAACAGUUCAUUACAUAUCGUACCAAUAGAAACUACUACUAUCAGCGAAUAUAUCUAUCAAACAGCCGAAAAAUAUACGAAUGAAUCUACGGAUAUUUUAAAUGAUCAAAAUAGGACUCAAACUACGAAUGAAUCUCCAACUUUUACUAAUGUUGAACCAGCACCAGUUUGGGAAGUAUCAGAAACUGAAAAGAAUACAGAUACAGACAAGAUAUCGGAAAGAUCGGAUGUUAAUAUUUCUCUUAUAAAUAAUACAGUUCUGUCUGUAACCACAAAUACCCCAACGACUGUAGUAUUAGGUUUGGAUAAUACUAAAAGUACCGAAAAUCUAAAUUCAACGCAAGGGAACAAUUUAGGCGUUCAAAUAUAUGAAAUACCUAGUCAUAUUGGUAACCAUUCAAGUACGUUAACAAAUAUCACACAUUCUCAUUCGGCUGAGUAUGAUGAUCACGAAAUAGAAAUGAAUCCUUUUCUACCAGAGGUGGAAAACAAUAAACAUCUCGUUAAGAAAUUACAAGAAGGACACGACUUAGAACCAACUAACUUAAACGAGACUCAAAACGAAAACACUGAAGAGCAUAUUAUGAAUACUUCAGAUGUCCAUACUUCGGCAAAUAAUGACACAUUAGUAGUAUUAACGAAAAGCGAAACUGAUACUACUACCACAGAAACUGAUACAGCAUUCAAUGAGUUGAUGAAUAGCCACUCCUUGAACCAAAACAUAGAAACAAACAAAGAGAGUACCGGAAACCAUAUGUAUUCAGUAGUUGAGCAAGAAAAUUUAUCAACAUUUUUACAAGACACUGACGACUUAGAUCUUUAUAGAAAACAGAUCUCUGAGACAAAAAGCAAUGUAAAUGAAAUAUUAAACAAUUCAACCAAAGCUAUUCCCGAGACAACAGAAGCUAUAAAUGACGAUUCAAGCGAUUAUCUUAGUGUUGUUCCUAUAGAACCUGAAAAAACAGACGAAAGGGGAGCACUUAAAAAGGAUUAUGAAAGUAAGAACCUACAGGAGCUUAACGACAUUAGUGAUUCUCCAAAAAAGAGUGAUAAAAGGACAUUAGAUAUAACCAAAUUGGAUACAGUAACUAAUUAUGAUGCGUAGUAGUAUAUUAUAAUUAAUGUGUACUUUGUAUUAUAUUCUGAUUGUUUCCUGUGAUGCUGUCGAACAAGUUUCUAUCAAACAAACUUUUUAUACCAAUGUAAAAGCAGGUUAUUGAUUCUAAUUAGUUGACCACUUUAUGAAGAAGUGAUACUCCCCCGUAAUAUUAUUAAAACAGUACCUACCUACUAAAGAAUAGUAAUUUAGAUUUUGUCAGUCAGUUGAUGACACUUAAUUUUAUUAGACUAGUCAAUCUAGAAAAGAGUCAUCAUCGUGAGGUUUUAGAAUUAUUUAUUGAUUCACAUAUAUACCCUAACAUGAUGUUUCCAAAAGAGUGUAGAUGUUUCUGAAUGGGUACUUCAGCCAAAAAGAAUUACUUGAAAUAUCCUAUUAUAAAUUGUUACCAUAGCUGUGUAUAUUAUAAUUAUAUUAUCAAAAUUAAUUCUUGAAUGAAAUAUUCGAUUUAAUGUAUUAAUAAAUUACGUCUAAUGUAUAUUUUCUCGUGACGAAUGAAAAUAUUGUCUGCCAUGCCGUAUUGUGAUAACUCGCAAGUAAUAGCUACAUUCCAAUUGUUCUUAAAUAUCUUAAUUUAGUGAUAUGCAGAAGUGAGGUCUGAUUGUAAAAUAAUAAUUAUGUAGUAUUUGUUAACUAAGAUAUAUUUUGUAUAAAUGGUUGAAAUUGUAAAGAAUUACUUUGUAAAUAAAUAUAAAAUUAUAAUAAUUAUAAAA
Messenger RNA from Galleria mellonella (greater wax moth), 6003 nucleotides. RefSeq lists its product as uncharacterized. Bases 437 to 5278 code for a protein of 1613 amino acids. Lineage: Eukaryota; Metazoa; Arthropoda; Insecta; Lepidoptera; Pyralidae. The transcript is spliced from 7 exons. The record is from RefSeq and is a predicted model, not a curated record.